AUCUCACCAUAUGCGGCCUUGAAGAGUGCGUUUACAUUACCCAUAACAACUACCAACAGCUUGCGGUAUUCCAGUCUGAGUCCCGAAAUACUCGAUCAGCGAUAUAGUUGAUAGUGUUAGUGUUAGAAUAGGUUUUUCAGAUCAUGUUUUCUUGUUUUAUCAAGGGAAUCUUGAUUUUCUUCUUGCUGUUUUUAUAACGGCAUAAUCCCAGCAAACGCUGGCGCGCAAAAAUUUUGAUAUUGUUUCGGGAGUGAUAAAAUGUCGUACUCGCUUUAUUAUCGAAAAUCCAUUCAGUGGCCAGAGUUAUAAACAAUACACAAAAAAUGUACCGUAUCGCUCACAAAUUUCGUUAUCGUAGGUUUUUUAAAUCUUUAAAAUUUUUAUGCGUGUCGUAAUUUUUAACUGUUCCAAUAUUUAUUUGUGUAUAAAGAACAGAAACAGAGAGUAUUUUUUGUGAUGCGGCUAUAGAUAGUAGUAUAUUUUAUAAAUUUUGUGUACUUUUUUGCUUGAAGCACUAUGAGUUCUUCUAUACCAUGUUAAAUGAAUGAUGGGUAUAAAAUCGAUUGAUUUUUCUAUUUAUAUUCGCAAGGUGAACAUCCGUUUUGCUUUCUAAAAAAGUGAAUAAUAACACCAAUCAAAAUGAAGCACAUAAUAACAAUGAUUCUGUUCAUCUCAAUGAGUGUACUGGUAGUAGAAUGUGUCCCUCCUAGUCUUGCAAAUCCUGGUCUAGGUCAAUUGCAAGCUGAAUUGUCUACGGUGAAGAAUACCAUCAAAGUUCUGUCAGACCAAUGGGAGAAGUGGAAUACCUUAUUCGUGACCUCAUUGGAGCCAAGAAUAACUUCAACCGCCUCUACUCUGGCAAGCAUAGACAGCAACAUUCAUAAUUUGCAAGAAAGAGCACAUGUUUGGGAUACAUUUCAACUUCAUGUUGCUGCCUGGAAUGAUCAACUUGCUUCCAUGGAUAGAAAGAUUGAUAUCAUCAACAAGGGUCAAGAAAAAGUACUGGCACUGGACGGAAAACUCAAUGCUGUCCUUUCGAUGGAAUACAAGCUAGACAACACGAUCAAAGCGUUGAAGAAUAUCGAAUCAACAGCAAGUAGCCUAGACACUAUUCUCACUGCCAAAACUACAAAGAUCUACACUGAUCCUCUACUUAACGAGUUUACGUCAAGAGGAGUCCUGAGUGCAAUUAAAUCAGUCGAAAGAAAACUUGACAGAUUGCUUCUUCCCAAUCAAAAUUGGGGCAAAGGUGUUGAAAAGCCAAAACUCCAAGUAAAAUGUAACAUACCUCGAAUGAUUGAAGACUUGCUGAACGAUGUAUCUUCAAAAGUGGACGUUAUAUUCGACAAUAUCACAAAUGAUAAAGAAGAGAGCGACGAUUACGAAGAAUACGUGGACGUUGAAGGAAGUGGGGCAACAAUGAAUAUUAAAAGAUCUCUUGGGAAAAAUAAGGCUACAAAAUGUGCGCAGAGUUGUAAGCAAUCUCACAAACUAUUAAAGGAGGUUCUUAAUAAAACUAAAAGUAUUGAAACUUAUUCCAAGCAAACUCUAGAAUUUGUGAAAAAUAUACGGACUAGAACGACAAAUGGUGAGGAAGGUGAGCCAACGAUUCAAGGAAUAUAUGGGGCUUUAGAAAAGGAGCAUCUCACAUUAAAUAUCCAAAGAUACCAAAAGAUUGACCAAGCAAUGGAAGUACUACUAAACAGAACUGCAGAUAUUGAGAGCAUCCCAAAUAAAAUGCACGACUGUGGCAAAUCGAGUCUAAUUAUUGAAGAACUACUCAGAAGUGCCUUGAAUACCGAAAACAUAACAAAACUGAUGUAUAAUAGACAAAACAUGUUUUCGUUGAAACAAUUAUUGAGUGACGAGACCCGAACAUUGGGGAAAGACCUCAACGAUGUAUUAAAAGCUCAUUUUAGUGAGCAGAGGGCUUACUUGGAGACUAUUGUUGAUACAAAUAUGAAGCAAUGCUUUCGCUAUAAUUUCUUACCUACGACAAAAACUCAUGUUCAACAUAUUUCUACAAGUGCACCUCUACCAGAGGUUCCAUCUUCAUCCAGACCAACCACAGUAGAUUUUCAACCAACAUGGAGACCUGUGUUAGAUAGAAACAAGUCUUCUUGUGAAGAUUUGUCGUAUGACGAUCCAAGUGGCGUUUAUAUUUUUGAAAAAGAUGGUUUGGGAGAUGGGAACGUGUCUUAUAAAAAGAGAUACUGUGACAUUCAAAAUGACGGAUUAUGGACUGUGAUACAAAGAAGGGAUGAUUAUAGUACCCAGCAUAAUUUUAAUGCAACUUGGGAGGAUUAUGAACAAGGUUUCGGAGAUCUUUCUGCAGAUUUUUGGAUGGGAAAUGACUUCCUUCAGCGCAUAUCCGCCAAAUACAACCUGAUAUUACGCGUAGAGCUAGAAGACUUUGAGAAUAACCAUGUCUGGGCUGAAUAUGACAAAUUCCAAGUUCUUGAUGCGACUCAGAACUACACCCUUGUGAUUGGUGGAUAUACAGGAAAUGCCUCAGACUCAUUCCUCAGCCACAACCGUACUGCAUUCAGCACUUAUGACAGGAGAAAUGAUCAGGCACCAGAGUGCUGUCCUUGUGCCGUUUCUUAUGGGGGUGGCUGGUGGUUCAACAGAUGUUUGAAUCAAAUCUGAAUGGUGUCUACCAUCGAAAGCCGAAUGAUAAUGGGUAUUUCAGAGGCAUCAUUUGGGAGCACUGGUUGGGCAAUUAUUCCUUAAAGAAGAGUGUUAUGAAAGUAAAAGCCAAAGGCCAGAUUUAUACCAAUGAAGAGGAUACGUCAGUCAGAAAUGAAAUUCCGUACUAUGAAGAACCUUAAUCGGUUAAAGACUUCGAACAUUAAUUUUUAAAGUGCAUACAUAUUAAAACAAUUCCUUUUUCAGUGUUUUCUAUUUGAUCAUUUCUAUGGAUCAUCUGAACACACAUUUUAUAUUUAUUGAUCCUUCAAAUGGUGACAUGUCAUUACAUAGUUUAAUGCAGACAUAAGAGUUGAUUAACUCCAAUGGUCAAAUCAUAACUGACCCACUUACAACUGCUAUAAUUUUUUUUGUAAAUCAAUCAAGGUUAUCAUAUUGUAACUUAAUCUUCUAUACUCAUAUAUUUUUGUUACUGCUUCUAGUCGCCUAGUAAGAUGAAAAUUGAAUUCUACUUCCCAGUCAUACGCAGAAUAAAGUGCACCAAGACCUUUUUCGAAUUCCAAACAAGUUUUUGGAUACUAUGCAUCAAGAAAAUUCGUCUCACUAAUAAUUUCAAUCAGUAUUCAAUAUGCUCUAGAACGGCGAUGAUGAUGAUGAUACCAUACUCGGUCGGUCCUCGUCAAUUGUCAAAUUUGCAUAACCGAAGAGGAAAAUGAAAAAAGUAAUUGUCAAGAGAAUAUUGCACGUGCACAAUUAUUCAAAAGUCGGGUACGGUUAUACAUGAAGAAUAAAGCAAGCAUUUUUAUCAA
Molecule: messenger RNA, 3458 nt
Organism: Acanthoscelides obtectus
Lineage: Eukaryota; Metazoa; Arthropoda; Insecta; Coleoptera; Chrysomelidae
Source: the annotation of a GenBank genome assembly